GCAUGUGGAAGGAGCAAUGGUCACCCUUCUGUGCUAUUUUUCUAUAAUUUGAUUGCUUUGAUAAGACUCCAGUAACUAGCUCACUAAGCAUGCCUGUGACAUGCAGUUAAAUUCCAUUAGGGCUCUUUAUGGGAUUGAGGACUGGUCCCAUGUUUUUUGUUGAAAAAACAUGUUUCGGUUAACAUGGCUCUCAUGAAGCAGGAUUAUGUACGGUAACUGAUAUUAAGGUUCAUCCAGAAAAACAUGUCCCUGUCAGAAAAACAAAAAACAACAGUCUCUUGGAGCUCUAGCUUCUCUUAAUUUUCCUGAAAUUAUUUUUUAUUUACCAGAAGACAUUUAGGUAUCCCAGUGACACAAGCUGUGUGAUCACAUUGUAGCUAUGUGCUAGAGCUUAGUUCAGCUCAGUGCAGUGCAUAAACCAAUGUGACUGAGCCAUGGUGUACCUUGUCCACACUGCUCACUGGCAGUUCCUGGGCCUGGUGCUAGCAGUGCUGGGCUUGAUUCUGACUGCUGCCUCCAGCGGAGUGAAUGAUUGGAGGGUGUGGUACGUGGAGGACAUGUCUGUCAUCACCUCUGGCGUGGCCUGGGUGGGCAUCUGGAGGGCCUGUUUCUACACCCAUGUACUCGACACAACAGAGUUCUGUCAAAGCAUUAGCAUCAUGGACCCCUUUGUUCCUCCAGAGAUCGCUGCAGCACAGGUGCUGUGCAUGACUGCUGCUGUUGUAGGAAUCGCUGGAAACCUGGUUGCCGGAUACGCCGUGAAACAGGUCUACUUCAACAUCCAUGCGAGCCACAUCAAACUUGCUUUCUCCCUAGCUGGCACCUUGUACUUCCUCACAGCAGCAUGCUCAUUGGUUCCUGUGAUCUGGAACAUGAGUGUGGUGCUGGUUAACUCUACUAUAGAUUUUCCUGCAGAGUUCCAUCUGCCACCUGCGCCAGUUAAACAGGAAGUGGGCUUGGGCAUUGUAAUAGGGGCUGGUUCCUCUCUGCUGCUCAUUAUUAGUGGGAUGCUCUUCGUGUGCUACAGGCAACCAAUUAAAUCCCAGAAAUCUUUGUCCCAGCCUGUAAGUACAGAGGAGGAGGAUAGUGGUAUCAUAAACCGCAGGUCUCAUGGCUUUCACCAUGGUAUGACAGAAAGCAGGGCGUAUGGUCAAGUUAACCUAGCUUUUGAGAGAGAGGAGACCUUUUAAUGAAGAUCUCUGAAAGUCUGACCUCCACCAGGUGAAAUUAGCCUUUGCCUUCCUUCUUUUUGGUCACGUUUUUUGACAUUUAACUCAUACAACUCUCAAAUACUCUUUCAUUAGAGGAAUCAUAUUCCAAUCAUCCUGAGAGACCCAACAAACACUGAAGGAUGGUACUAUACAUAGGUUUUCUGGUGUUGGAGCUGACCACAACCAAUAGGAAUUCAUUCUACUCCAACAUGAAAUGAUAGUGUAAUGGGUUCUUUGAUGAGUUCAUAAUCACUGAAGCAUCCACUCCCAAUGUACCUGAAAGGGUGCAACUUAAAAGUGAUAAUAGCACUUCAAUAUUUCAUAACAUUCUAUUUAAAAUCUUGGUCCAACUCCAACAGAAUCUUUUGUUAGCCAUGUAAGUAAAAUAUACACUCCAUUUUAAAGAAAAACACUUUUUUCUUUGACUGUCCAAAAUAAUUGAUGUGCUUCAUUUGGCAUGAGAGAUUUUUCAAAAGGAUUUAAAAGUUAAGAUAAGACUUUAUGCUGUAAUAAUUUUGAAGCUAAAGGUAGCUGUCAUUCACCAUUCACUGUUCUUGUAACGUUGUAUUUACGUAUUAACAGGUAAAGCAUACCUCUAACAAAUCCAGUACGAAGGGAUGUUGCGUUGGCAGGAUGUCAUUAGCUUGGUUGCAGACUAUCCCAUCUACAUGCUUUUUUUGUGAAUAUCUGCAUCUCACAAAGGAGUGUUAACUGAGCAGGAAACAAUUUUGGGAAUUCCAUUUUAUGUAUUAUUCUUACUCACAUAAAGCACAGAGAAGUUUAAUACAAUCAGAUGCAUUUUAAAAGCACUGAAUUACAGUGUAUUACAUUUUUGUGUUGGGCAUUAAUUCUAUACUUUGUAAUUAAGCCUUUUUUAAAAAUACAAUAAUGGGUCAUUACAUAAGUUACUUCCUAUAAUAGCUUAGAAUUGCUGCUCAUGUAGCUCUUUCUGUAAUACAAAUAACACAGACAUGACCGAGGGUUGCAGCAUCCCAGUUCU
Messenger RNA from Electrophorus electricus (electric eel), 2211 nucleotides. RefSeq names its product claudin 34a (gene cldn34a). Gene Ontology annotation, cellular component: membrane; bicellular tight junction. NCBI's taxonomy places the organism in Eukaryota, Metazoa, Chordata, Actinopteri, Gymnotiformes, Gymnotidae. Gene Ontology annotation, molecular function: structural molecule activity. The record is from RefSeq and is a predicted model, not a curated record.